This is a messenger RNA of Sorghum bicolor (sorghum), 3826 nucleotides long. Its product is annotated as FT-interacting protein 1. The record is from RefSeq and is a predicted model, not a curated record. NCBI's taxonomy places the organism in Eukaryota, Viridiplantae, Streptophyta, Magnoliopsida, Poales, Poaceae. Bases 537 to 3557 code for a protein of 1006 amino acids. The transcript has 2 exons.
CCGGCUAAAUUAUAGACGUCGUCCAACACGGCACCACCACCAAGCAGCAGCGACCGCACCCAACAACAAGAACCACCACCACACCAGAUAUGCGUGUGCUCCCUCUCCAUCUAUCUCUUCUAGUGCGAUAGGUUGUUGCACGUUUUGCAGCACCCCCGGCCCUUGUUUUCCUUCCUCCUCUCCUCUCUGCAUCAGUUUCCUGACCUACUGCCGCCUUGGAUUGGAUUGCUGGAGCUCUCUCUCAUCAGCUCUUCGGUGGCCACUUGUCUUCUCUCCUCCUAUCAGCAGAGCCAGAGCCAGAGCAAGAGCCAAAGCCAGAUAGAUAGUCCUCAUCUCCGUCUCCGUCUCCAUCUUCAUCUUCCUCGCUCCUUGAGGAAUCUCCAUCUUCGUCUUCGUCGUCCUCCUCCUUGAGGAAACCAUCAUCAAGGAGAAGAAACCACCAAGAGCAAGAGCAGAAGCGCUCAACUUCUCUCCUCUGUGUUUCUCAAGAAUAAUAAGGUGCAUCUCUUCUGUGCUACAAGAUCUGGCGGUGGGGCAUGAUGAGCAAUCUUAAACUUGGUGUUGAGGUUACCAGUGCUCAUGAUCUCCUCCCGAAAGAGCAGGGCACAGCCAAUACUUUUGUUGAGGUCGAGUUCGAUGGCCAGAAGUUCCGCACAGCCAUCAAAGACAGGGACAUCAACCCUGUCUGGAACGAGCAGUUCUACUUCAACAUAUCUGAUCCAUCCCGCCUCCCAGAGCUACACCUUGAGGCCUAUGUGUACCAUGCAGACCGUGCCAGUAAUUCCAAGGCCUGCCUAGGCAAGGUUCGCAUAUCGGGUACAUCCUUUGUCAGCCAACCUGAUGCUACGCCCCUGCACUACCCCCUGGAGAAGCGCACAAUCUUAUCACGUGCGCGUGGUGAGCUUGGUCUAAGAGUCUUCCUCACAGAUGAUCCAUCGGUGAGGGUGUCUGCUCCAGGUCACCAGGAGUUUGAUAUGUUAAGCACGCCUACCACUGCACAGGAGCAGGCAGCAGCCAACUCCAUUCCAAAUCCUUUCCAAGAGACGAGAGCAAAUCCAGUGAGACAAUUCCAGCACUUACCAAAAGAACAGCAGCGUCCGGCACAGCCAUACUACGCUGAAGGUUCAUAUGGAGACCAGCAACAAAGAAGCUUUUCUGCAGUUGGGAAUAAAGCUGCAGCCCCUCAGCCUCAGGUUCAGGUAUCAAGGAUGUAUGCUCCAGGUCCACAGCAGCCAAUAGAUUUCCAACUAAAGGAAACAAGCCCAACGCUUGGUGGUGGCCGUGUUAUUGGUGGCCGGGUGUACCCUGGUGAGAAGGCUGGGGCAUACGACCUUGUUGAGAAGAUGCAGUACCUCUUUGUGCGUGUGGUCAAGGCCCGCGAUCUGCCCAACAUGGACAUCACUGGAAGUCUUGAUCCUUUUGUGGAGGUGCACCUUGGGAACUACAAAAUGAAAACAAAGUACUUUGAGAAGAAUCAGAGGCCCGAGUGGGAUGAGGUGUUCGCAUUCCCUAAGGAAGUCAUGCAGUCAACGAUGCUUGAAGUUGUUGUGAAGGACAAGGAUGUCGUUAGGGAUGACUAUGUCGGUCGAGUGAGUAUUGACCUGAAUGAGGUCCCUCUAAGGGUCCCUCCAGACAGUCCAUUGGCACCAGAGUGGUAUCGUCUUAUGGGCAAGGAUGGCAUGAGGGACAGAGGGGAGUUGAUGCUUGCAGUCUGGUAUGGUACUCAAGCAGAUGAAUGCUUCCCAAGCGCCAUUCAUGCAGGGUCAACACCAGUUGAAUCCCAUCUUCACAAUUAUAUCCGUGGGAAGGUUUACCCUGCGCCAAGAAUGUGGUAUGUGAGAGUCAAUGUAAUUGAGGCACAUGAUAUAUACCCAAUGGAGAACCACAUACCUGAUGUACUGGUAAAAGUGAGACUGGGCCAUCAAUUGUUGAAGACAAGGCAAGUUCGCUCACCAACCAGAAACUUCAUGUGGAAUGAGGAGCUGAUGUUUGUCGCAGCAGAGCCUUUUGAGGACGACUUGAUCAUAUCAGUAGAAGACCGUGUAGCACAAAACAAAGAUGAGGUGAUUGGUGAAACUAUCAUACCACUCGCAAGGCUUCCAAGGCGGGCUGAUCACAAGCCGGUACGGCCAGCAUGGUUUGAUUUAAGAAGACCAGGAAUAAUUGAUGUGAACCAGCUAAAGGAAGACAAGUUCUAUGCAAAGGUAAACCUUCGUGUUUGCCUUGAAGGUGGUUAUCAUGUGCUUGAUGAGUCCACACAAUAUUGCAGUGAUCUCCGUCCAACAAUGAAGCAGUUGUGGAAGCCACCAAUUGGCAUGCUUGAAGUUGGCAUUUUAAGUGCAAAUGGUCUCAAUCCAACAAAAACCAGAAACGACCGUGGGUCGUGUGAUGCAUAUUGUGUUGCCAAGUAUGGUUCAAAAUGGGUCCGGACACGCACAAUAGUUGACAACUUGAGCCCUCGAUUCAAUGAGCAGUACACAUGGGAAGUCUUUGAUCAUGGAACUGUACUCACAAUUGGUCUAUUUGACAACUGCCACAUAAGUGGAGAUAACAACCACGGUUCCUCAGGCCACAUGGAUAAACCCAUCGGCAAAGUGAGAAUUCGGCUUUCAACACUUGAGACGUCGCGUGUGUACACACACUCAUAUCCAUUGCUCGUCCUCAGCCCAUCAGGAGUUAAAAAGAUGGGUGAACUACAUCUUGCCAUCCGGUUCACAACAUCAUCCCUUAUCAAUGUGCUCUUUACAUACUCUAGGCCCCUCUUGCCCAAGAUGCAUUAUGCACAGCCUCUGUCAAUAGUUCAGCAGGAAAUACUCCGCCACCAGGCUGUGCAGCUUGUUGCGCAGCGCCUGGGGCGCAUGGAGCCACCAGUUCGCAGGGAAGUUGUUGAGUUUAUGUCAGAUGCUCGCUCUCAUCUGUGGAGCAUGCGACGGAGCAAAGCUAACUUCUUCCGUCUUAUGCAAGUCUUCUCAGGGGUCAUUGCUGCAGGGAAGUGGUUCGGUGAUGUUUGUCAGUGGAAAAACCCGGUCACCACAGUGUUGGUUCAUGUGCUCUUUAUCAUGCUUGUGUUCUAUCCAGACCUUAUCCUGCCAACAGUCUUCCUCUACAUGUUCUUGAUAGGGUUGUGGAAUUACCGGUUCCGGCCACGCUUCCCACCACAUAUGAACACAAGAAUAUCUUACGCUGAUGUUGCACAUCCAGAUGAGCUUGAUGAAGAAUUUGACACAUUCCCAACCUCAAGGAGCCCAGAUCUCAUUAGGAUGAGGUAUGAUAGGUUACGACAUGUUGCUGGGAGGAUACAGACAGUUGUUGGGGACAUUGCCACUCAGGGAGAGAGAUUACAGUCACUGCUGAGCUGGAGGGACCCAAGGGCAACAGCUAUGUUCCUAAUAUUUUGCCUGAUUACUGCGAUUAUACUAUAUGUGACACCAUUCCAAGUGAUUGCACUCUGCCUUGGGUUCUUCUGGAUGAGGCAUCCUCGGUUUCGCCACAAGGUGCCGUCAGCACCAGCAAACUUCUUCAGGAGGCUACCUGCAAAGACAGAUUCUUUGCUGUAAAGUUCCUUGGAGAGCAGCUGUCAACGAUGUCUAAUGUACCUCUUUGUGCCUGUUUUUGUUACCCAUAUAUUGUUGUAUAAUAGCCUUAAGUGAGACAUAUAUAAUUGCCGCUUCAUGUGAGAGAACAAAAUAAGUUGAUUUCAUUAGAUGAUUUUCCUGCUUUUAGAAGUUAAGACAUUCCAACUUCUUUAUAGCAUGAAAAUGUAUGUAAGAUGCCUGCUUCAACAACAGUUUCUCCAAUUAGUCAAGUUUGUCAUGGUGAAAGACUA